AUUUGUGGAUUGCUACUCAAAUUUUAAUGAAGAUACAAUGGAGCCCAAACUCACAGUAAUUCAUUUCAUUAAAACCAAUAACUUAGACUGAAAACUAUGUGUUUGUAAUGUUAGGUGAACAAAAGGGCGCUGUAAUGGAAUUGCAAAAAUGUUUGCCAAAUCCUCUAAAAAGCCCAUGCGCAAAUCAUGCCUUGAAUCUUUCGAUUGCAAAAAGCAGCAUUCUCCAAGCAGUAAGAAAUACUGUAGGUAUACUGAAGGAAGUAAUUGCGUUCUUAAAAGCAUCCUCUAAAACAAAUACAGUAUUAAAAAGAAAACUAGACGGAUAUCAAAUUCAUAGUAUGUACGAAACACGAUGGACCUAGAGACACAAUUCUGUGCACCAAUUUGAAAGCAAAUUCGAGAAAAUUGUGG
Molecule: messenger RNA, 411 nt
Organism: Acanthoscelides obtectus
Lineage: Eukaryota; Metazoa; Arthropoda; Insecta; Coleoptera; Chrysomelidae
Source: the annotation of a GenBank genome assembly